AUGAUUCAUCUCUCUAUUUAAGAUCAUUCGAGCGACCGAGUUGUGUUUUACAGCGAGUGAGCACGGUCCAGGAACGCUAGCUAGCUCUUGUUCUAGGCCGGGUGGCAAGACCUACGGACCGAUAGCAUAUUGAAACUAUUGAAAGAAUUUUGGGAAUAUUUGCAUAAACUUCAACUUUCGUGCCACUUUUCGUGAAUUUUAACUGUCGUAAUACCACGGAAAAGCGAAAACAGCUCCGAAAAGAGCGUUCCCGAAGUAAACAUCCCACCAUCCCAUGAAUGUCAAACUCUGAAGUUUUUUCUAAAAUACGAUCGGGGAUUUGUUCUGCAUAAAGCUACCUGUCUUUUUAAAGUACCUUGCUCAAAACACAAAAAUGGUUCGCGGAUCGUCGAAAAAAUCGAAACGGAAAUUGGUGUUGCAAGUGCCGCAAAAGACGUUGCAGCGAGCAUUGCGUCUUCUGGAACAGCCGCUUGAGAUCCCCGGAGAUAGAAGUGAACAUGGUUGCCCCUUCACGAUGGUAAGAUAUCUGGACUCCAGCACGACCACGCGCCGUUCUUUACACUCGCGCCGGAACUGGUUGGAGCAUUUUAGUGCAAGCGUGACCCGGCACGAUUGGAACACAUUUAUGCGGUCUCUGAAGCUGGUAACACAAAAUAACUCCUUCUGCGGAGUCCCGGCAGUCUUGCGAAAUACCAUUUUCGGCAUGCUCGCUCAUCCGCUCUACCGAGAACCGGCUGUGAUAAAGUCGAUCCUCACUGCGAUAACUCCUUGCAGCAGCAAUGAUGAUGUAGCAUUAUGUAUCGAAACUAUCGCCCAAACCAUCAAUGGGCACACAGAGUGUUUGAAUGAGAAUAAAUAAAUUGUGGAA
Messenger RNA from Anopheles darlingi, 868 nucleotides. RefSeq lists its product as uncharacterized. The transcript is spliced from 2 exons. The record is from RefSeq and is a predicted model, not a curated record. The coding region runs from base 374 to 859 and encodes 161 amino acids. Lineage: Eukaryota; Metazoa; Arthropoda; Insecta; Diptera; Culicidae.